Molecule: messenger RNA, 3437 nt
Organism: Oryzias melastigma (Indian medaka)
Lineage: Eukaryota; Metazoa; Chordata; Actinopteri; Beloniformes; Adrianichthyidae
Gene: kcnip1b
Product: Kv channel interacting protein 1 b
Exons: 9
Coding region: 16-1002 (328 amino acids)
Biological process (GO): regulation of potassium ion transmembrane transport
Cellular component (GO): voltage-gated potassium channel complex
Molecular function (GO): transmembrane transporter binding; potassium channel regulator activity; calcium ion binding
Source: RefSeq, a predicted model, not a curated record
GGCUGUGAGCGCUCUAUGCAGCACAGAUCUGCUGAGAGCACCAGGGCAGACCGCCUUCACAGCCCACAGCUGCAGGGCUGCCACCACAGUCCACAGGAAAUCUUUAAAUACCCGCUCCACCGGAGAAACAAUCACAAUACUGCAAGAAUAGGACGAAGAGGCAAAGCAGGCCCCUCACACAAUAAUGGAACAUUACAAAAGACGUUGAGGAAGAUUCUUCCCUCCAGAGGAUUACAUCCAAAAUUAACCAGUGCAAAACUUUCUCUAACUUUUAAGAUAAAAUCGGGAAAAAAGCUGCUCCAUCGUUCCUGGUUCCACGCAGACAUGGCUGGCUGCACCAGCCGCUGCAGGCAGGGCGUGCUUAAAUUAAUCCAGUCCCUGAGGAGACUGGUCUUUGGAACCCUCACAAAAGAUAAAACGGAGGAUGAGCUGGAGAUGACCAUGGUGUGCCACAGGCCAGAGGGUCUGGAUCAGCUGGAGGCUCAAACCAACUUCACCAAACAGGAACUGCAGAUCCUCUAUCGAGGUUUUAAGAACGAAUGUCCCAGUGGGGUGGUAAACGAAGAGACCUUCAAACAUAUUUAUGCACAGUUCUUCCCACAUGGAGAUGCGAGCACGUAUGCACACUAUCUUUUCAACGCAUUUGACACCACAAACAAUGGCUCCAUCAAAUUUAAGGACUUUGUGAUGGGUUUGUCAAUUCUGCUGAGAGGCACUCUGAGGGAGAAGCUGGAGUGGACGUUUCAUCUUUAUGACAUCAACAGAGAUGGAUACAUAAACAGAGAGGAAAUGACAGAGAUUGUGAGAGCCAUUUACGACAUGAUGGGCAAAUACACCUACCCCGCAUUAAAGGGAGACGUCCCACAGCAACACGUGGAUGCCUUUUUUCAGAAAAUGGAUAAAAAUAAAGAUGGAGUGGUGACCUUGGAGGAGUUUGUUGUAGCCUGUCAAGAGGACGAAACCAUGAUGAGAUCCAUGCAGCUGUUUGAAAACGUGAUGUAGGACGAGUGCGAAACGAAGGAGACAGGGACAUGUAACAUAGGAGGGCUCUUUGUGAGUGCAUGUGUGAGGGUGCAUCAGUGCUGUACCUCCUCUUCCUCCUCUAACCCAUCCCAUCCUGCUGAGAUCUGGAUGAACCCGGAAUCUCCCGUGAUGACUCAGACGGCGGGACCGGAGAGGAAAGCUUUUAGCCUUCAUGCCAGGGGUUUGACGCACAGCGAGAGAACCAUGUGACAGCCUUGGACUUUUUUAACGCUUUUAGCCCUGUCACGGUAGAGACAUAUAGACUAAGACAGCCCUGCAUUACCAGGCUCCUCCUGACCUUCUAAAGAGCCAUGACUUUCAGAAACGGAACUAUUUAUUUUUCGAAUCCUUCUUUGCCUAACUGUAAUUGCAUGUGUUCGAAAGAGUCUUUUUCCAUCCAUGCUUUACAUGUGUUAUGGGUGUUCUGUUUCAUGCAUCUAAGAUAUUGACAGAUUCUAUUGUCAUGUGCUGGAUUUAUCGAUGCAGUGACCCCUGUGAUUUGGCUGCCUGCUUAUUAUAAGUCUGUCCAAUAACAAUAUGAUUUUAGAGACUUUUUUGUUUGUUUGGUUUUUAGGGGUUUGUUUUUUUGUCCAAAAUGUACUUUUAGAACAAAGGAUUGCUUCUUUUAGGAUAAUGUGUGCAAUGUCAAAGAGAUGUGCUUACAAAAGACCCUUUUCACGGUGACGUCAGACAAAAUGGCAACACGACCCAAAAUGUGAAUCGUCACUUCCAGUGUUUGGGUUUAGAACAGCAAAGCUGACAGCUGAACGCUGUUUAACAUAAUUUUAUGUAAAUAAUAGUGGUAACCUUACCAAUUUCAACAGAUAAUUGUACAAAAUGUAUUUUAUAAAUGUCCUGCUGAACUGUAUUCGCAAAUCUAAAUUCAAAUUUGAUUAAUCAUUCAAACUUGGAGGUUAUAUUGAAAAUAUCGACCUUUCCUUUGAGCAGAUAUUAUUCUAACUUGUUCUAUUUUGCUUGAUGUUAUUCACACGUGUUUUAAGUGCGAUCGAGCACAAAAACUGAUGGAAAUUCAUGUUGGCCACAUUUAAUAGUUGCAGCAAAGAUGCACAUUGCUGCAUGUUAGCGGCGCGUGUUUUAACUGUGCUGAAGGCUAAAUUUAGUCGUUAUAAUCUGAGGUAUUUGUUGUUUUUGGGGUAUUUUGAGGGGUAAUUGUAAAAAUAGGAAUGUUUACCAAGUGGCACUGCAAAUACUUUAAGUGCCAUUAUGAAGACGUGUAUUUUCAGCUUUCAAAAUAAGAGCAGCCAGGACCAAAAUUCAUCUCUGGCCGUAAACAUUUAAAAAAUUGCGUGGGAAUAAUUAUUUCCUUAUAUACAUUUUUGACAUUUUCAGAUUAUUUUUUUCCUUGUUUACCUUUAUUAUCCUGCAGGAAUCAGACACGCUUAAGAGCAACAGCAAAGAGGAGCUACGUCAGAAAAUAACACAACAGUUAUUAGUUUUUCUUUAUUGUAAGACACGUUGAAAUUGUCUUACUUUAGUUCUGUUUUUAGUGAUUUUGUGAACAUGGAAAUGUAAGCAACUUUAAAUUUGCAGGAAAGAUCUUCUGCAUCUAGCUCUACGUCUCAUCCCCGUCGUGGAGAGCUAGCAUUAGCUUGAAUUAGAAAAAGAAAAUCUUAAUUACCUUCAUAGUAAAACAAGCAGCAUUCGGUGAAGUACCUGUAACCUUCGUCUAACUUUGACUGGGUUGUCAGAGAAAAACCAUCCUGACUAGUUUAAUAUCACUGUGCAGUAUUCUGCAGGCAGUACCACAGACAUUUUUGAACAAUCUAAGAGGAAAAAAUUAUUGCAACCAGGUAGCACAUUUAUAAAAUAAAUAUUGUACAACUUUUGGUCACAAUUGGUUUGGUUGCCUUUCAUUAUUUAUGUAAAAUUGCUUUACAGCUUUGCCGUUCUAAACCAUAGACAUAAUAUAUAGCUGGAAGUCACUCUGCACACUCGCUGGUUUGUGUGACAUCAUGUGAAAAGGUGUGUCAAAAAUCAUGAGUCAUAUUUAACUUUUAUAUUAAGUUUGGGUCCAAAUUUACAUGUUUUCAAGUUUGAAAAUGGGUCAAUUUUGACCCAAAUACAAUAUAAGGGCUAACUGGGAGCAGUUUUUGGACAAUAUACGUUGAAACCAGAACAGUGAUGUCAUGCUUGGACGUGAAGAGCACACUCACCGAAGCUUCCUCUGCAGUUUCUUGCUGGUGGUUUCCUGCAAGCGAGUGUUUUAAAGCCCUAUCGUCAACAAAAAUUCACCAGGAUUAAGUGACUGCAUCGCUAAAAUAUUAAACAUUGUUCUUUUUGCAGACAGUGGAGCGUUUUUUUAGUUAUGUGGUUCAUCUGCCUAAGAUUUGGUUUGAAUCUGAGGUGUUUUAUCCCUAGAAAAAAACAGUUGAAUAAACAUAUAAGUUAUUAAA